Pneumocystis carinii B80 is the source of this 342-nucleotide messenger RNA. RefSeq lists its product as hypothetical. The record is from RefSeq and is a predicted model, not a curated record. NCBI's taxonomy places the organism in Eukaryota, Fungi, Ascomycota, Pneumocystomycetes, Pneumocystales, Pneumocystaceae. Bases 49 to 297 code for a protein of 82 amino acids. The transcript has 2 exons.
UUCAACUUUCUUUUUCUAUAAAAUAUCUAUUUUUAUUUGUUAGACUAUAUGGCAUCAAGUAUUAAUCCUGAGUGUAAUGAACUUAAGCAACGAUAUGAUACAUGUUUUAAUAAUUGGUACACUAAUCGGUUUCUUCAAGGUUCUCGCAGUCUUGAUGAAUGUAACGAAUUAUUUCAGGCAUAUAAAGCAUGUUUUAUGAAGGUUCUUCAUGGAAAACCAAUUAUGGAGCUUUUAAAUCAUGCAAGGACUCAAGCACCUUUUGAAGAAGGUGGUAAGCGUCGCACUGAAGAUUCUUAGUAAAUUUUAAUACACCAAUGAUCAUUUCAAAAGAAUGUAUAUGAG